GUCGUUUAUGCAAGACAGAUCUCAAGUGGCAAGGGUAACAGAACGGGAAGGCGGUGGGAAAUCGCAUUCUACCUUUCUCGUUGCGUUCCUUCCUCCAGAUAGACGAUGACAAAACAGUGGCAAGACAAGGGUAUUAAACUGAUCAAAAUAGAUUUGCUCUUUUUCUGACAUUUGUCUAUAGUAUCGACUUGUUCUCUACAAAAUUUCAAAAAGAGAACAAAGGGGGGAAAAAGCAACAAAAAAUGGGAGACUCGGGGCAACUACACCAAGAUCAGGUGGACCAGCCUUCAACUGCUCCGAUCCCCAUCACGAUCGUGACAGGGUUCCUCGGGUCGGGCAAAACGACCCUGAUCCUGAACCUCGUCCCGCAGCUUCGCAAGACCAACCCGGAGUACAAGCUCGCCCUUCUCAAGAACGAGUUUGGCGACCUGGCCGUGGACUCGCAGCUGGCGUCGUCGGGCGCCGUGGCCGGCGUCCAGGAGCUGCUCAACGGCUGCAUCUGCUGCAACAUGGUCGGCCAGCUGAGCGACGCCCUGUCUGAGCUGCGCGCCUCGGUCCGCCCGCACCGCAUCGUCAUCGAGACGUCCGGCUCCGCCUUUCCCGCCACCCUGGCCCUCGAGGUGAACCGCCUGGCCCGCGAGACGCGCGGCGCCUACGUGCUUGACGGCGUCGUCAGCGUCGUCGACGUUGAGAACUGGAAGGGGUACGAGGACACGAGCUAUACGGCCAAGAUCCAGGCUCGCUACACGGACCUCGUCGUCUUCAACAAGUCAGAGCUCUGCAGCGAGCGUCGCUUCGACGAGUGUCUGGACCGCCUUGGUGAUCUCGAUGUCGACGUCGCAUGGGUCAAGAGCGACAAGGGGUGGGUUUCCAUGGACUUGGUAUUUGGUGUCGACGGCGGGCUGGCGCAGAGCUUGACCGAGGAUAUGGCCCGGAGUCAUGGGCACGGGCACGAUCAUGGUGGGGAUGGCCACGAGCAUGAUCAUCAGUCCGAGGUUGAGGUCCUUAGUAUUGCGCUCAAGAGCGCAGGAUCCAGUCCAUCCGUAAACCCCGAGAGUCUGCAGAAACUGCUCACGGCUGCACCAAAGGAUGAAGUCUACCGCAUCAAGGCUGUGAUGUCGGCCUCGUCUGCGUCUCCUGUGUGGCGCGGCUCUGAUGCGGAUGCGGCCCCGGAAGCCCCGAGUGGGACGGCGGACAAGCCACAGAGGUACAUCCUCAACUGGGCUUUUGGCAGGUGGACAUUUACUCCCGUAACGGAGGGCACAUCCGAGCACGAGUCCAGCAGCGGCGUUGCGCUGCGUAUGACCAUGAUUCUAGCCCGUUAUGAGAGCACCAAGUGGAAGAAGAAGCUCGAGGCGGGAGGAUUUAUAGAACUAGAGGGAGAAGAUAAUGGGGAGCUCACAAUCACAAAGAUCGCAUAGACGAAUCAUGUAGAGAUGGAGAGAUGGAGAGAUGGAGAGAAGGUGAGAUGAAGCUACGAACGAGCAUUGAUGAUUGAUUGCAUGAAAUUAUAAAUGGCUGGACAAAGGAAAAUUAUAUAGAACGGUAAAACGAAUGCCACUUUCCUUCCCGUUACAAUUACAAAAAAAAAAAUACACAUGUGCAAUACAUCAAUCAUGCCGGUUUCAGAAGGGGCGGUCGGUGUAGGUAGGGGUGUAUCAGAAGAAAGCAGGCUCUGGUGACCUGAAGAAGCG
Pyricularia oryzae 70-15 is the source of this 1694-nucleotide messenger RNA. RefSeq names its product CobW domain-containing protein. The transcript has a single exon. The record is from RefSeq and is a predicted model, not a curated record. Gene Ontology annotation, cellular component: cytoplasm. The coding region runs from base 243 to 1421 and encodes 392 amino acids. NCBI's taxonomy places the organism in Eukaryota, Fungi, Ascomycota, Sordariomycetes, Magnaporthales, Pyriculariaceae.